AUGCUUGAAGAAACAUUUAAAAAUCUCGUACUUUGGAAGAAUUACAUUUCGCAACAAGUAGUAUCAAGCCAACCAGCUACUUUUAUGAAUAACAAAAUUUAUAAACCUUACAUUCAACCACUUUAUACUGAACACAUUGAAAAGAAAAUAUCACCCGAAUUAAUACACAAUGCAAAAAUUGCAGCUUGUACUUUAUUACUUUACGGAAUCGGAAGAAGAAUUUACAAAUCAGGAUUUAUGAGGAUUAAAUCUAAUGCCAAGCUAACGGAAAGGGAUUUUUCAAUUCAAAGAAAACUAAUUGGAAGAGUACCACAUGUUGGUGAUAGUGAUAAUUUCAGAAUUAUUCAUUUUCCACCAUUUUUGAGUCCAAUAUAUUCUCUUUUACCAAUGCAGAAAAAGAUGAAGCUUAGUGAGGAAACUAUCCAUGUGAGAAUUGCUGGUAUUGAUGCUCCUGAAUGUGCUCAUUUUGGAAUGCCAGGUCAACCUUAUGGAGAACAUGUGAAAAAGUGGCUCACUGAAUUUUUAAAGAAUGAAAAAGUCAAUGUCUACUUGUUGAGAAAUGAUCAGUAUGGAAGAGCUGUUUGUUCUGUCUAUGUCAGAAAAUGGUGGUACUAUUUAUGGUUGAAGAGAUUGAAUUUAAGUGAAUACAUGUUAAAGAAGGGAUAUGCAGUUUGUUACGAGGGUGAAGGUGAAGUUUAUGUGGAAGGAUCCAAAAAUAAGAACAAAUCUUACAAAAAUUAUUACAAAUCAUUGGAAGAGAAGGCCAGGAAAGCUAAAAAGGGAAUGUGGGCCAAAGCAAGUACAAGUGAAUCACCAAGAGAUUACAAGAGGAGAAUGAAAUCUUAA
This is a messenger RNA of Naegleria gruberi, 846 nucleotides long. RefSeq lists its product as uncharacterized. The record is from RefSeq and is a predicted model, not a curated record. Bases 1 to 846 code for a protein of 281 amino acids. NCBI's taxonomy places the organism in Eukaryota, Heterolobosea, Eutetramitea, Acrasida, Naegleriidae. The transcript is spliced from 3 exons. Gene Ontology annotation, cellular component: cytoplasm; mitochondrion.